CAAAUGGAUAUGCAUCGCAGCAAACACUUGGCGCCGACGGGUCAACUUCGCAAACAACGCAGCAUUACGGCGCAGCUGGGUCGCUGUUGGUUGGAAUUAUCCAGAGGCGGUUAUCUCCGGUCUCGACCAAGUAGUCCGAUGUGCUGACAGCGAAGAUGCCAACCAUGGAACUGAGCUCAUUGGGCGCUUAUGAAACAGCUUUUCGACUUGCUAAAACCGAAGUGUGGGGGUCAGCGAUGGUCAGCGGUGGCAGCCUGUCGGGCGGGUUUCGCGCGACUCGCCGCCUCCACCCAAACAAGGCAGGCUCAGGGCCAUCGAAUCCAACGUCAAUCGGAAUUGGCAUUGCGCAAAUGUAGUGUCGCGCCAUCUUUCUAAACAGCAUUUUUCCCCUCAUCGAAACCGAUGUUGAUGAGGCUAGGCCCCACAGCGAAGUUGCGGCCCGCCAUCAAUGGAUGCGCCAACCGAAUCUGGCGGCAGCGGCAAAGACAAGGGCGACUGCGGCCCCGCACCCAGCUCAAGUCGCACCGCAUCACCGCCUGUGGACGACGAUAGCUAUCUGCCCCAAGCCCAGGGAGCACAUGAGUACCGCGACAGGAGGGAUCAGACACCCACUCCUCGUCGUUCGCCAUUUCUCCCUGACGAGGCGGGAGCAACUGAGUCUCAGCAUGAGCCCAGCUCGGACAUAGUGAGGGAGCGGUCAGAGCAGUCAGCGCAGUCUCCCCAGCACAUACCUUACGACCUGAAUCCGUGGCAGAAGGACGCUGAGACCAGUUCUCAGAGAACCCUCAAAGCGGCAAGCGAGCCUGGGGAUGCUGCUAGCCCUGCCUACGGGUCUCCUGGCCCUUCCGCCUCAGCGGCAGAGGAGGCGGAUGAGUCUCGGGCCGCGGCCGAUGAAGUCGAUGCGGUUGCAGACGCGGACGCCGGGGCUGAGACCGAGGCCGGGCCGUCUGCCCAAGACGAUCCGGAUGUGCAGGAUAGUGAUGAUGAUAGCCAUCAGACUACUCUGAGUAGUGGAUCCAGUACUAUCCCAAACACCCUUGUUGUUGAUCCAGACACAGACCCGGACAGCGACGGUGACUCGGCUUUAGGCGCGACUCCACUCAUUUCCACAACGUCACUCGCGUCGACUCUCCUUCGUUCCGUUGAAGAGUAUGGCAGAACCUACCACAAGUAUAAACAAGGGAGUAAGUAUCGCUAUGCGAACUCGAUUUAGUCUACUAAUUAACUUUGAAAGGGUACCUUAUGCCUAACGAUGAGGUAAGUUAACUGCAACCCGGCCCCUUAAACCCAGCUGACGUCGCAUAUCAUGCAGCAAGAACAGCAAAGACUU
Messenger RNA from Pseudomassariella vexata, 1330 nucleotides. RefSeq lists its product as uncharacterized. The record is from RefSeq and is a predicted model, not a curated record. NCBI's taxonomy places the organism in Eukaryota, Fungi, Ascomycota, Sordariomycetes, Amphisphaeriales, Pseudomassariaceae. The transcript is spliced from 3 exons. The coding region runs from base 449 to 1213 and encodes 254 amino acids.